UACAACAUUCCCACCCGGAAGAAGGGCAGAAACCUUGUCAACUUUUCCCCUUUUCCUGCUGAAGUGCGUGUACGGAUUAAUCAGCUUUAUUUAUUCAGCUACCUGAAGUUCAGAGACAGAACAUGUGGCCAAAUCAAGGCCCUCCAACAGUUCCCUUAAAUCCUACAAUUCCUCCUCCUACUCAGCCGGUUUUACCAAACGCAGGCUACCCUUAUAAUCAGAAUCCUGUCUAUCCACCUGGCGUGAAUCCUGCCAUACCUCCAACAACUAUGCCAUACGUGGCUGGAGGGCAGAACCCGUAUCCUAUGGGUCCUGCUGGACCUUAUGCUUCUCAUCCCGGGACAGUGUAUCCAGGCCCCUAUCCACAGCCAGGUGGCUGCUAUCCCAUGCCAGGAAUACCGGGUGCAAUUGGUGGAGCAGGAAUAGCUGUUGCUGACCACAAAAUGCAUAAGAAAAUGAAGAAAGCAAAGAAGAAGGCCCACAAAGCUCACAAAGCUCACAAACACAUGAAGCAUGGCAAGCAUUCGUCCAGCAGCAGCAGCAGCAGUGACUCUGACUGAAGAGAACACACACACACACACACACACACACACACACACACACACACACACAUAUACACAUGAUGUGUCAUCCAGGGCACUAAGUUGGGACAUUCAACUCAAAUGUGUCUUGUCUGCCACAUUUUCAAGCAUGCACAUUAUUUAAUCAAAUGAUGUUAAAAAAAAAAUUCAGUGUAUACUUUAAAAUUCUAUAUAUGACAUUAUUGCUUGAUUUAAUAUAUAAAUAUAAAUUGUCCCUUGAUUUUGGAUAUUAGCAAGGUUCUAAAAUAGAUUUUAGAAUAUCUACUUUGUUUCUAAUUGUUUUUCCCCAGUGUUAGAUUUGAGAACAUUGUAUCUCUUUUAAAUUUAGAAAUGAAAAUAAAAAAUUCUCAAAUUUAUGAAGUGAUGUGAAGCCACAACUAAUAUAUUGCUAUUCAAAUAUUAUAAAAGUGUACUUCCUUUUGUAUUAUACAUGAAUGUGAUGAUGUAUAAUAUUUAUGCUUACAAUAUACACUAACAAAGGAAAUUAAAGAUAUCCUGGGAUUGAGCUCAAUAUAAAUACCUCUACCAAUAUC
This is a messenger RNA of Electrophorus electricus (electric eel), 1114 nucleotides long. RefSeq names its product proline rich 13 (gene prr13). The record is from RefSeq and is a predicted model, not a curated record. NCBI's taxonomy places the organism in Eukaryota, Metazoa, Chordata, Actinopteri, Gymnotiformes, Gymnotidae.